AAUACCCUUUGCCUUGUCAUUCUUUCAAUCUGAAUCCCCACCGUCUCCUUCGGAUUUUUUGACUUACCAAAACAUAAUUAGUUACCAAAACCCUAGCAGGCCCAACCCCCAAAGCAAAAUCGGCGUCCCCAUCGCCGGUCUCGACGCCGACGGCCGCUUCCUCUCACCGUCGACAAGGCCCAGUGGACAGCUAUGGCAGAUAAAGACGAAGAGUUGGCAAUGCCAAGGGAUGCAAGGAUUGUGAAGACUUUGUUGAAAUCGAUGGGCGUGGACGACUAUGAACCUUGUGUUAUACACAAGUUUCUAGAGUUAUGGUAUCGCUAUGUUGUUGAUGUAUUAACGGAUGCCCAAGUGUAUUCAGAACAUGCAGGCAAGUCUGCAAUCGACUGUGAUGAUGUUAAGCUUGCUAUUCAAUCCAAGGUUAAUUUCAGCUUCUCGCAACCACCCCCACGAGAGGUGCUUUUGGAGUUGGCUCAAAACCGCAACAAGAUACCAUUGCCAAAGACUAUAGCUGGGCCUGGUGUUCCUCUUCCACCGGAUCAGGACACGUUAAUCAGUCCCAACUACCAGUUUGCAAUUCCAAACAAAAGGCCUGCUGAACCUUUGGAAGAAACAGAGGAUGAAGAAGCUGCCAAUCCCAACCCAACUCAGGAAGAGAAGAUAGGUAUGCAACCGAAUCCCCAUCAAAGAGUAUCAUUUCCCCUUCCCAAACGCCAAAAGGAUUAAUUUUAAGUCCCAUCUGCUACUAAUGCUUAAUGUACUCAUAUCUAAUUGUUAUACGACAGUGGUAGUAACAAAAAUCUACAAAACUUGUAGCUUGCUUGUUC
Gastrolobium bilobum is the source of this 827-nucleotide messenger RNA. Its product is annotated as transcription initiation factor TFIID subunit 9. Gene Ontology annotation, cellular component: SAGA complex; transcription factor TFIID complex. The record is from RefSeq and is a predicted model, not a curated record. The coding region runs from base 193 to 726 and encodes 177 amino acids. Gene Ontology annotation, biological process: DNA-templated transcription initiation; RNA polymerase II preinitiation complex assembly. Gene Ontology annotation, molecular function: protein heterodimerization activity; RNA polymerase II general transcription initiation factor activity; transcription coactivator activity. The transcript has 3 exons. NCBI's taxonomy places the organism in Eukaryota, Viridiplantae, Streptophyta, Magnoliopsida, Fabales, Fabaceae.